Molecule: messenger RNA, 1694 nt
Organism: Maniola jurtina (meadow brown)
Lineage: Eukaryota; Metazoa; Arthropoda; Insecta; Lepidoptera; Nymphalidae
Gene: NGR-A27
Product: neuropeptides capa receptor-like
Exons: 7
Coding region: 29-1396 (455 amino acids)
Biological process (GO): neuropeptide signaling pathway
Cellular component (GO): plasma membrane
Molecular function (GO): neuromedin U receptor activity
Source: RefSeq, a predicted model, not a curated record
GUUCCUUAGAACACUAAAAAAUAUUACAAUGGAAGACUUUCUACGCCCAAAUGAAACUUCGGACCAGUUCUAUACACGGUGUACAAACUUGAGUGUGUUCGACUGCAGUGAAGAUGAGAUGCUCUGGUGUAUGAUGGGUCCCCGGCGGCUGCCGCUGUCCCGCAUUGUGCCCAUCACGGGGUGCCUGCUGCUCAUCUUCGUGACGGGGGUGGUAGGCAACGUCGCGGUGUGUGUCGUGAUAGUGAGGCACCCUGCGAUGCACACUGACACUAACUACUAUCUCUUCAGUUUGGCGCUCAGUGAUCUGUUGCUACUACUCUUCGGGCUACCAAACGACCUGUCCGUGUACUGGCACCAGUACCCCUACAGCCUCGGGGUGGUGUUCUGCAAGCUCCGAGCUCUCAUCUCAGAAGCGGCGUCAUACGUGUCAGUACUUACAAUAGUGGCGUUCACACUAGAACGCUACUUGGCCAUCUGUCACCCUCUGCAUAUCUACGCUGUGGCGGGGCUUCGACGCGCACUGCGGAUCGUGUUGUCUUUAUGGGCACUGUCCUUACUUGCCGCUUCUCCCUUCGCGCACUACACUACCGUCAACUACCACGACUACCCACCCGCAUCAGGCAACGCGUCGCUGGAGUCGGCGUUCUGCGCGAUGCUGGAACUGCCCUCGUGGCACAUCUGCGAGCUGAGCAGCUUCUUCUUCUUCCUGCUGCCCGGCCUGCUCAUCCUCUGCCUCUACGUCAGGAUGGGGCUGCGCAUCAGGUCCACGCACACCCACACCCCCGGUAGCCCGGGCACGCUGAACGGAGUCAACGGCAGCGUGCACGGCGAGGCGCGACAGGCGCAGUCCCGGAAGAACAUCAUUCGGAUGCUGGCUGCAGUGGUGAUAGCCUUCUUCGUGUGCUGGGCGCCCUUCCACUUCCAACGCUUGUUCUUCAUCUACGGCACCGACGUGAGGCACUACCACACCAUCAACGAGUAUCUAUUCCUGGCCGCUGGAGUCUUCUACUACAUCUCGGCUACCGUCAACCCGAUCCUAUACAACAUCAUGAGCCACAGAUACAGAAUAGCCUUCAAAGAAACCUUAUGCUGCAAGAGAGUACGCAGAAAGAAGAGUCGCUACCGAGACCACUCCAGCAUCAGGGAAACCAUGGUGAACCACACUUCCGACGGCACCCAUCUAGUGCGGGUCAGGUCCCAGAGCCACGAGCGCAGAAGUCGAACUGAGCACCGCGCGAGGCGGAGCAGCUUCUGCGCCAGUGAUAGCAGCAACAUAUACAGCGAGAGAUGGAGGGAGUAUAAUAGAAGAGAGACUUGUGUGUGGAGGAAGAACAACACGGAGGCUAGCCAGCUGAUGCUGAAGGAUUACAGUCGGAGAUACGACUGUGAACUGUAAAGCGUCGCCAUUUUAAAAAACACGUCCGCCUUCGUCGGUGGUCGAAUGUUAACUGCGUGUUUUGUACGGGAUUUUAAAAGCCGUUUAUAGAAUUCAAGUGAAUAUGUCAAAGCAAAAUGGACCUAACGGUUGUUGAUUUAAAAUGAAAAAUUCAGUAUCACCGACUUUUAUACCAUAAGGUUUCCACUUGUCGCGCUGGCUGUAGAUGUAUGCACGAACUUGAGCUUUAAUACAAAGGUGUUAUGAUUCAUUUUACUUGAACACUAAAGUGUUUUGAUACUCGAAUUCUAUCAACGUU